Neoarius graeffei (lesser salmon catfish) is the source of this 6698-nucleotide messenger RNA. Its product is annotated as mucin-2-like. Bases 131 to 4573 code for a protein of 1480 amino acids. NCBI's taxonomy places the organism in Eukaryota, Metazoa, Chordata, Actinopteri, Siluriformes, Ariidae. The record is from RefSeq and is a predicted model, not a curated record. The transcript is spliced from 10 exons.
UAGUAUUUAAGAAGAUAGUAGGUAUCUGUAUACCUGAAGGCAAGGAGAUUCUACAGCAUUAUGAAAUACUUCCCAGACAGAUUUAGGUGUUGAAAUUUUUCCAGAAGGGUAUUCUUGGAAAACAAUCAGGAUGAAGAGAAAAAAACUGAUCCUGUUCAUACUGAGUAGCAUUCUGCAAAUCUCAUUUGGACAAUCAAGCACUUUCAUCUUACCAACCAUUGACACAACUGAAGAUUUCACAUCAGAGCCACCAUCAACUUCUCCUUCAACAUCAGAUACAGAAAUCACAAUGGAAACAUCAACAGAUGUUACAUUAGAACCACCAUCUAGUUCACCAUCAGGUUCAAGUACAGAAAUCACACUGGAAACUUCAACAGGUGUUACAUCGGAGCCACCAUCAACUUCUCCUUCAACAUCAGAUACAGAAAUCACAAUGGAAACAUCAACAGAUGUUACAUUAGAACCACCAUCUAGUUCACCAUCAGGUUCAAGUACAGAAAUCACACUGGAAACUUCAACAGGCAUUACAUCGGAGCCACCAUCAACUUCUCCUUCAACAUCAGAUACAGAAAUCACAAUGGAAACAUCAACAGAUGUUACAUUAGAACCACCAUCUAGUUCACCAUCAGGUUCAAGGACAGAAAUCACACUGGAAACUUCAACAGGUGUUACAUCAGAGCCGACAUCAACUUCUCCAUCAGAAUCAACUAUACCUUUCAUACCAGAAACAUCAACAGGCAUUACAUCAGAGCCACCAUCAACUUCUCCAUCAGAAUCAACUAUACCUUUCAUACUGGAAACAUCAACAGGCAUUACAUCAGAGCCAACAUCAACUUCUCCAUCAGGCUCAACUGUACCUAUCAUACUGGAAACAUCAACAGGCGUUACAUCAGAGCCAACAUCAACUUCUCCAUCAGGCUCAACUAGACCUAUCAUACUGGAAACAUCAACAGGCGUUACAUCAGAGCCAACAUCAACUUCUCCAUCAGGCUCAACUAGACCUAUCAUACUGGAAACAUCAACAGGCGUUACAUCAGAGCCAACAUCAACUUCUCCAUCAGGCUCAACUAGACCUAUCAUACUGGAAACAUCAACAGGCAUUACAUCAGAGCCAACAUCAACUUCUCCAUCAGGCUCAACUAGACCUAUCAUACUAGUAACAUCAACAGGCGUUACAUCAGAGCCAACAUCAACUUCUCCAUCACGAUCAACUAUACCUGUCAUACUGGAAACAUCAACAGGCAUUACAUCAGAGCCAACAUCAACUUCUCCAUCAGGCUCAACUAGACCUAUCAUAUUGGAAACAUCAACAGGCGUUACAUCAGAGCCAACAUCAACUUCUCCAUCAGGCUCAACUAGACAUAUCAUCCUGGAAACAUCAACAGGUGUUACAUCAGAGCCACCAUCAACUUCUCCAUCACGAUCAACUAUACCUGUCAUACUGGAAACAUCAACAGGCAUUACAUCAGAGCCAACAUCAACUUCUCCAUCAGGCUCAACUAGACCUAUCAUAUUGGAAACAUCAACAGGCGUUACAUCAGAGCCAACAUCAACUUCUCCAUCAGGCUCAACUAGACAUAUCAUCCUGGAAACAUCAACAGGUGUUACAUCAGAGCCACCAUCAACUUCUCCAUCAGGCUCAACUAGACCUAUCAUACUAGUAACAUCAACAGGCGUUACAUCAGAGCCAACAUCAACUUCUCCAUCAGGCUCAACUAGACCUAUCAUACUGGAAACAUCAACAGGCGUUACAUCAGAGCCAACAUCAACUUCUCCAUCAGGCUCAACUAGACCUAUCAUACUGGAAACAUCAACAGGCGUUACAUCAGAGCCAACAUCAACUUCUCCAUCAGGCUCAACUAGACCUAUCAUACUGGAAACAUCAACAGGCGUUACAUCAGAGCCAACAUCAACUUCUCCAUCAGGCUCAACUAGACCUAUCAUACUAGUAACAUCAACAGGCGUUACAUCAGAGCCAACAUCAACUUCUCCAUCACGAUCAACUAUACCUGUCAUACUGGAAACAUCAACAGGCAUUACAUCAGAGCCAACAUCAACUUCUCCAUCAGGCUCAACUAGACCUAUCAUAUUGGAAACAUCAACAGGCAUUACAUCAGAGCCAACAUCAACUUCUCCAUCAGGCUCAACUAGACCUAUCAUAUUGGAAACAUCAACAGGCGUUACAUCAGAGCCAACAUCAACUUCUCCAUCAGGCUCAACUAGACAUAUCAUCCUGGAAACAUCAACAGGUGUUACAUCAGAGCCACCAUCAACUUCUCCAUCACGAUCAACUAUACCUGUCAUACUGGAAACAUCAACAGGCAUUACAUCAGAGCCAACAUCAACUUCUCCAUCAGGCUCAACUAGACCUAUCAUAUUGGAAACAUCAACAGGCGUUACAUCAGAGCCAACAUCAACUUCUCCAUCAGGCUCAACUAGACCUAUCAUACUGGAAACAUCAACAGGCGUUACAUCAGAGCCAACAUCAACUUCUCCAUCAGGCUCAACUAGACCUAUCAUACUGGAAACAUCAACAGGCGUUACAUCAGAGCCAACAUCAACUUCUCCAUCAGGCUCAACUAGACCUAUCAUACUGGAAACAUCAACAGGCGUUACAUCAGAGCCAACAUCAACUUCUCCAUCAGGCUCAACUAGACCUAUCAUACUAGUAACAUCAACAGGCGUUACAUCAGAGCCAACAUCAACUUCUCCAUCACGAUCAACUAUACCUGUCAUACUGGAAACAUCAACAGGCAUUACAUCAGAGCCAACAUCAACUUCUCCAUCAGGCUCAACUAGACCUAUCAUAUUGGAAACAUCAACAGGCGUUACAUCAGAGCCAACAUCAACUUCUCCAUCAGGCUCAACUAGACAUAUCAUCCUGGAAACAUCAACAGGUGUUACAUCAGAGCCACCAUCAACUUCUCCAUCACGAUCAACUAUACCUGUCAUACUGGAAACAUCAACAGGCAUUACAUCAGAGCCAACAUCAACUUCUCCAUCAGGCUCAACUAGACCUAUCAUAUUGGAAACAUCAACAGGCGUUACAUCAGAGCCAACAUCAACUUCUCCAUCAGGCUCAACUAGACCUAUCAUACUAGUAACAUCAACAGGCGUUACAUCAGAGCCAACAUCAACUUCUCCAUCACGAUCAACUAUACCUGUCAUACUGGAAACAUCAACAGGCAUUACAUCAGAGCCAACAUCAACUUCUCCAUCAGGCUCAACUAGACUUAUCAUAUUGGAAACAUCAACAGGCGUUACAUCAGAGCCAACAUCAACUUCUCCAUCAGGCUCAACUAGACAUAUCAUCCUGGAAACAUCAACAGGUGUUACAUCAGAGCCACCAUCAACUUCUCCAUCAAGAUCAGCUCCACCUGCCAUACUGGAAACAUCAACAGGCGUUACAACAAUAUCACAAUCUAGCCCUUCUUCUAGAUCAACUGCAAGCAUCACAGAGAAAACGUCAAAGGUCAUCACAUCACAGUCAAAACCGACUUCUUCCAAAUUAUCUACAGUAACGCAAAUAGCAACUACUACUACAGCAAUUACUACAAAAGCAACUGCUGCAACUACAACAGCCAACAAAGCUACUACUGAAACAACAACUACUCCUAUAACUACCACCACCUCAACAACUACAACAACCACAAAACCGACUACUAAAAGAACAACUACUACUACCACCACCCCAACAACAACAACAACAACAACAACAACAACAACAACAACAACAACAACAACAACAACAGCAGCAGUUGUAGAAGAUGGUCUCCAACCAAUAAUUGAAUUGAGUAUUACUAUCAAGUAUACUUUUGUUUCAGAGCUUGGUAAUCCUCAGAGUAACGAAUUCAAAAAAUUGGCUGCCAUUAUGGCUAAAGUGUUGAAUCUAAUCUAUAAAAAGCUAUUUGGUCCUCGCUUCCUUCGGAGCAUUAUCCGAGCCUUCAGACCUCAGAACAGACGUGCAGAUGACUUUACCGAAGCAGAUGUUGAGUUGGUAUUCAACAAGAGUUCAACAGAACCUCUCCCAUCUCCUGACGAAGUCGUGAAAGGUCUCAAAGAUGUUGCAGAAAAUAACAAUACUUUCGAAGUGGAAUUUGAUGCCACCGCAAUCAGUGUCAUCAAUGAGCCACACAAGGUCCCUGUGCAAUUCCGAACAAAUGGCACUUUUGAAGCGUCUCUCUCAGAUUCUAGUUCAGAUUUAUUCACAAACAGAGCACUCAUGAUUAAAACAGGACUUAGCCCUUUUUUUGUUGCUGACUUCCCAACUGCAUUCACCAUCUUAACCAUAUCAAACUUCAGCAACGGAGUUCUUAAAGAACAGACCGAUUCAAUUAUGACCUUCAUAAACCUGUAUUUUGCUCACUCUGCUGAACUUCCCAACAACACACAAAUUGGGAAAACUAUACUCAGAGCAGCAAAUGAUACAAGCCUUCCCUUCAAGAUCUUCCUCAAUGACAUCAUAGUGAAUGGCACACCAGUAAUAUCAUCAAGUGAUGUCAGCAGCAAGAUCAAUAUGUUCAUGGCAUGCUUCAUGGUGGCUGUGUCACUUCUGUUCACAUGGUCCAGCUGAUGCUAAACCACAUCCUCCAUUCAUAAUGAGAACCAUCACUCAGUUUGACAAUCCUGUUCCUUUAAUGAAUAAUGCAAAUAUGUCUAGAUAAUUUUUAAAUAUUAUGCAUGAUUAAAAAGCACAAUUUAAAAAAAAAGCAUCAUAAGAAUAUGCACAAGGCAACCAGUAUGAAUGUGCAAGGGUAGGCUUUGAUCAGUACUCAUACCUUUAAAUAUUUUGAAUUGCUAUAAAAGUUUAUGAUGGGCAUUUUGGAAAUAAUACUUUGGUAUCAAUCCUGGAGUCAUAUUUUCAAGCAUGAUGCAAUUUUAUUGAUCACAUGAAAACAUAAGCUAAAAAGUCAAAGGCACUGUGGUUACAUGUGGUGUAUUAUUCUGUUGUAGAUUAGCAUGUAUACAGCCAUAUAAAUACACAUACAAAAAUGUUAUCUAUUGACCAGGCUUUGGUGAAGCAUGUGACAUUGCAUGCAGGGCUUAAAAUACUUGCCAUUAUCUUUUUUUGUGUCUUAAGUGACUGAGUGUUAUGCAUUUUUGCAAAUGAUUACAUAGAUAGAUAGAUAGAUAGAUAGAUAGAUAGAUAGAUAGAUAGAUAGAUAGAUAGAUAGAUAGAUAGAUAGAUAGAUAGAUAGUUUAAUGAUCCUUUGCAGGAAAUUACAAGUUACAGCAGCAUCAACCAUACUCAGGAUUCAUUCAUUCACCAUACUUAGACAAGAAUAAAUAAAUAAUAAAUAAUAAAAAAACAGAUCUAUCUACAUAACAAAGUUCACAAACUUAUAGAAAUACUAACAUUUAAAAAUACAGAAUUUAAAAAUUCAGCUAAAAAUAAUAAUAAUUCUAACCAUAAAUGCAAUAAAUAAACUAAUAACAUUAGAGUAAAAAUCUGGGGUAUUAAGUGCUGGAAUGCUGAAGUGCUAGAGUUUAUUGCACAUUGAAGAGCUUGAUGGCAGCUGGCAAGAAAGACCUUCAGUCUUACAUCUUGGUGGGAUCAGCCUGCGACUGAAGGUGCUCUCCCGAAACACCUCCAGGGCAUGAAGUGGGUGCAAGUCAUUAUUCACUAUUGCGUUCAUCUUUCUUAGCAUCCUUACUUCAGCCACCUGCUCAACCCAGUCCUGAGGGGCACCAGUGGUGGUGCUCGCCUUUUUAAUCAGUUUAUUGACUCUCUGUCUGAUGUGCAAGCAUCAACCCCCCAGCACACCACACCAAAAAACAAAGCACUGGCCACCACAGUGUUAUAGAAGGUGCACAGCAGUGGUUUACAUAUAUUAAAAGAACGCAACUGUAUUAACAAAAUAUAGUCUGCUUUGCCCCUUCUUGUAGACUGCCUCUGUGUGGCUGGACCAGUCCAACUUGUUAUCCAGCUGUAACCCAAGGUAUUUGUAGCUGGGGACCUGCUCCACCUCAGUUCCUAGUAUGAAGACAGGAUCAGGUUUGGGCCUCUUCCUCCUAAAAUCAAAGACCAUUUCUUUGGUCUUUGAAGUGUUUAGCCUCAGGUGGUUGCGCUUGCUCCAGUCCACAAAAUCCCUUAUUAUGCCCCCGUAUUCCCCCUCACAACCUCCCUUAAUGCAGCCCACAACAGCAGAGUCAUCAGAAAAUUUCUGAAGAAAACAGGUGUUUGAGCUGCAUUGAAAGUCAGACGUGUACAGGGUAAACAAAAAAGGUGACAAGACAGUUCCCUGCAGGGCAUACACAGAAUACCUACAAUGUGGUUUGACUAGUUUUAAUACCUGAAUAAUACUUUAAUAAUGUCUAUCAUUGUUUACUCUGGCAUGCUACCCGAAAGUUUUGUGUGAAAAGAUGCUUGUAUCUUCUCACACACUGUAACUUUAAAAUACCAAGCAAUUAACUAGAGUAUUAAUAUUUACAGUUGACAUCUAUAAACCUGUGAACUUUACAAAAAUUCUAUUUUGUUCUUCUAUAAUGUUCUCAGUACUUUAAAUGUACUGUAUUUAUUUCAUGUAGUGGGUAUCUAGGUCCUUGGAUUACUGUAUGUAUUUAUUGAAAACUACUGAUGCUACACUGUACUUGCAUUAACUGUAGCACCUCAUAACUUUUAAAUUACUUCUGAUUAAACUCUUGAGAAGCUCGCCUUCUGCUGAACCUAAAUAAUAAACAUUACGUUAAUGGCUAGA